Molecule: messenger RNA, 1381 nt
Organism: Gilbertella persicaria
Lineage: Eukaryota; Fungi; Mucoromycota; Mucoromycetes; Mucorales; Choanephoraceae
Exons: 1
Coding region: 438-1265 (275 amino acids)
Source: RefSeq, a predicted model, not a curated record
UAAUUCAGGUGAAAAGGAAAAUACACAAAUUCGUUUGUCAUCUUAUUCAAGCUCAGUAGGACAUAAGUGGAAGCAACAUCUUAGCUCAUUCAUGAGCUUACCACCGAAUCGAUACUCUAGUGAGCCGACAUACGAUCCCGAGUAUCUACCGGCAAACAAGAAGCAAAGCAGCAUAUCAUACGAAGCAUUGUCCCCUCCUUAUUCGGAUCAACCUGAAUCAAACUCAGAUAAUACUUGUCAUGAACCAACUAAGCGAAUGCGGUUUUAUCGUCGCCUAAAAAGACCAUCUUCUAAACGAUUAUUAAAAGAUAUGUUCUUCUCUACUAAGAAGCAAUGUGAUUACAACAUGAAUCAGGUAACACAACCAAUUGAUUUUUUUUUAUAUGUCUCCUUAAAAAAAUUGUAUCAAUUUAUAGCAUGAUGUUGCUGAGGCGAGAAUGCAGGUGUUUUCUUUCCGUCUUUCUUCCAUGUCUGUCGAACAGUGUCGUUUACAUUUAGUCCCACCUUUUGCCAAGAAAACAAAUAUUCAUUGGGAUGAUCAGGACAUGAGUGGUCCAUUGCCCUGUCAACAAUUAGUGGAUCAUUAUCAAGCAUUUUAUCCUAUGAUGGAUGAUAAUGAGAGACAGCCACAACCAGAAUCGCAUCAAGUAAGUCGAAAAAGACGCUGUCAGCCUAUCAUGGAUCCACAACAGAGGAAAAAUUUACCAUUGCCUCCAUUACCCACCGUCGAGAAUUUCUUGACCAUCAUGGACGAACCGAAUUCGCCAGCCUCGUCUUAUUUUUCUGCUCGAUCACAUUCUUCUGUAUCUUCUAACUCGACGCUUAAUUCAUUGCUUUUGGACGACAUAACAGACCAACUUGCUAAAACACAUUUGAUAGAACCUACUUUUUUAUUCGAAAACAAUGCUAUACUCGACAAAGAACAGACAGCAGAUUGCUUAUUGUCACUACCACCCCCUGUUCCCCCAAAAGAUGCUCAUCUAGCUAAAAGAAAAGAAACAAAGGCCAUAAUGCAGUCAAUAUCACAUUAUCCACACGAAACAUCAAGUCAUAAAAAGAGAAGGGUCACAGAAACAACGACCAAUAGUGGCUUCUUUCAUAAACAAAGUAAACAAAGGCCUCCUAUACCUCCUCGAAGAAGCAGUAUGCCUUUACCCUUACCGCCUAAAGAGACAGAGAUACCUAGCAUGCCACUCAACGCAAAGAAAAAUGCACAAUAUUAUCGUCAAAAACCUUCUAAACCUGUAUUUUUAGAUGAAAGGUAAGUUUCCAGCAUGUGUGUGUGUGUUUUUUUUUAUCGUUGACUUGUGUUUGUGCAGUUCAUGGAGUCAUUUCUUGGGUAUUCAAAGAAAGGAGCAUAAUGAGGUAUGGAUUGCUAAUA